Marchantia polymorpha subsp. ruderalis is the source of this 2758-nucleotide messenger RNA. The record is from the annotation of a GenBank genome assembly. Lineage: Eukaryota; Viridiplantae; Streptophyta; Marchantiopsida; Marchantiales; Marchantiaceae.
GUACUUGCUGUGUACUCAGUUUCUCGUCUGGUACGGUUCGGGGGCUAGAAACAAGCCCAAGGUGAUGCCCGAACGAUAUCGUAAAACGACACGCUGCCUCUAUCAGCGGCAUGCUCGGCGAGUCAAAUAAUCUCGCCUGCUAAUUUCCCACACACACACCUCCUUGACCCAUCUACGAAUGACAACGAGGACGUGGCGUCUACUAAGUGCUCCUCUGUCUGUAUCAGACAAAGCAGAUUGGGUUCGGAGCAGCACUCGCUCAUUGGCUUAAGUCCUGCUGUUAUGCCCACGGAAUAGGAACCUGCGCGAAAGCAUCAGCAGUACAGUAAUUGAAACUGUCACAAUUCCAAGUCCUAACUCAAACGUCAACUUCCCUUUAUUCAGCAGUCUAUUUUACUCCGCGAUGUCUUCAUCAACUUCGAUUAAAAUUCCUUGAGUUUUAUUCCAGUGUUUAUAAGAACCAGACGAGCAGCUUUAUAAUGAAUUGCUGGUGUAGAUGUUGAUGUCGAUAGAGGUGCUGUUGCCUUUGUUGUUCGCCUGAUUUCUGUGAUUUCCGCUGCCAUGGCUGCCGUGGCUGGACCAACGCUUUACUGCGUACCUAGUGUUGCUCGAAGCAGGGGUGAUUGUGGUGGUGAUGGGAAGAAACGUCGGUCACUGGAAAAGGGUGUCUCAUUUGGAGUUGGAUUGAAGUGUGCUCCAGCUUUUUAUCGUUGGCAGAGGGCGGGGAGAGGGAAUUUGAUUCGAGAGCAGAGCAGGAUUAGUGGGAUUAGGGAAGCUAAGGUGGGGAGAAGCAUCUCUGUAAGAAGCGCGCAAGCAGCUGUUGAGAAAGAUGGUACAGAGGAGUAUGAUGCCAUCGUAAUUGGCUCGGGGAUGGGCGGGCUUGUUGCGGCAACCCAGCUAGCGAUCCGGAAUGUUAAGGUGCUCUUACUGGAGAAGUACAUUAUUCCUGGCGGCAGCUCUGGCUACUUCAAGCGUGAAGGCUACACCUUCGAUGUUGGAUCAUCUGUUAUGUUCGGAUUUAGUGAAAAGGGGAAUAUAAACCUAGUCACUCGAGCUCUGGCAGCUGUCGGAAGGAAGAUGGAGCUUAUUCCGGACCCUACAACCGUUCACUAUCAUCUGCCUAAUGACUUCAACGUUCAAGUACAUCGAAAGUUUGAAGAUUUUUUGAAUGAGCUAUACAAGCGCUUUCCUGAAGAAAGAGCAGGAAUUGACGGCUUUUUCGGGGAAUGCUGGAGGGUCUUCAACGCUCUGAAUGCACUGGAGCUUAAGUCGCUUGAGGAGCCCCUGUAUCUUUUUGGACAAUUCUUCAAAAAUCCUGCUGCCUGUUUGACUCUGGCUUAUUAUUUGCCUCAAAAUGCCGGUGCCAUCGCUCGAAAGCACAUCAAGGACCCUGAGCUUCUCUCAUACAUCGACGCAGAGUGUUUUAUAGUGAGCACGGUGGACGCCAUGCGCACUCCAAUGAUCAAUUGCGCUAUGGUCAUCUGCGAUAGACAUUAUGGUGGAAUCAACUAUCCAGUUGGUGGAGUGGGUGGAAUUGCUGUACAGCUUGCCGAGGGUUUAGUGGAGAAGGGUGGUCAGAUUCAGUACAAGGCAAAUGUGAAGUCCAUCAUUCUUGAAAACGAGAAGGCGAUUGGCGUUCAACUUGUAAAUGGCAAGAAGCUCUAUGCUAAGAAAAUUAUCUCAAAUGCAACAAGAUGGGACACAUUUGAGAAAUUACUCAACCCUUCUCAAAUGCCUGAACGAGAGCGAAUGUUUCAAAGAUGUUACAAGAAAUCUCCUUCUUUUUUUUCAAUACACAUGGGAGUGAAAGCAGAUGUGCUGCCAGAAGGAACAGAUUGUCAUCAUUUCAUUCUUGAGGAUGAUUGGUCAAGGCUGCAGGAACCAUAUCGGACCAUCUUCCUAAGCAUUCCAACUAUAUUAGACAAGACUUUGGCACCCGAGGGCCACCACAUUCUGCACAUUUUCACCACGUCUUGGAUUGAUGAUUUUGAGGGUCUUUCCCGUGAAAACUACGUUGCAAAGAAGGAAGCUAUAGCAGAUGAAAUUGUUGAAAGGCUCGAGAAGAAGCUGUUUCCUGGGCUGAAGGCGGCUACCACAUUUCGUGAGGCUGGUUCGCCCAAGACACACCGGAGGUUUCUUGCGAGAGACGAUGGCACUUACGGACCUAUACCGGCUGGUAUCCCGAAAGGUCUCCUAGGAAUGCCCUUCAAUACAACGGCCGUGGACAACUUGUACUGUGUUGGAGACAGCUGCUUUCCAGGGCAAGGUGUAAUUGCAGUGUGCUUCUCCGGUGUAAUGUGCGCCCACCGGGUUGCGGCAGAUCUCGGUGUGGAGAAGAACUCACCUCUUUUAAGUAAAGGUUUGAGCAGUCUUUUGGCUUGGUUCAGAACUUUAGCCUGAGGGAGAGCAAGACAAGUCAUUCAAUAACUCUUGUCACCACCAUAAUACAGAUGAAUCGUCUUGAAUACAUACAGAAAGACAGGGCAAGUGCCUUGCGUUGAGGUGGUGUCGUUCGUGAGUCUUCCAAGGGAUGCCCUACAAAAAGCUCGGGGUUAGAGACGAAUCUAAGUGGACAAAUCGUCACAAAGACUCACCUAAAGAGGUUGAGCUUCUGUAUUUAGUUUUUCAAUAAAGCCCAGCCCUUGGAAUCUUUUGUGCUGUUCACGCGGAUGCACACUUUGUACGCAGAGAUACUGGAGGCUUUUUAAAAGAUUGGGAUUGCCUGUUAAAAUACUUAUAAACUUUCUGAGAUUUUACC